Messenger RNA from Penaeus monodon (black tiger shrimp), 1924 nucleotides. RefSeq lists its product as uncharacterized. The record is from RefSeq and is a predicted model, not a curated record. Lineage: Eukaryota; Metazoa; Arthropoda; Malacostraca; Decapoda; Penaeidae.
CCCGCGUGGCAUCUCACGAGACUCACUCACUCGUCUGUUCACCAGCAACCUCGCCAGCCGCUCCCACCAUCAUCCCUUCACUAUAACAGCCGCCAUGGCAGAGAAGCCGCAGGACCUGGUCGAGAAUCGGCACGUGGAGGCGACGCUGGCGAAGGACAAGGGCCCCGACGCUCGCCUCUUGUCCUGGGCCAUCAAGGACUUCACACAGAAGGGCGACAACAUGGCCACGGCCGUCACGAGUGUCGACGUGAGGUAUUCACUAAAGGACGCCGACCAACGCGUAUCCUACGUCGUCAAGAUCAACCCGAUGCGAAAGGAAACGCAGAUUGACGCAUUUACGUGUAACCUCAUCAAGAAGGAGAUUCAUUUCCACUCAGUCAUUCUGCCGGAGCUCAACGAAGCCCUGACAUCAGCGGGCUUCGAGAAACUGAGGAUACCCACGUUCUACUUCGCGGAGACGGAACCCGGCAGAGAAUUGCUCUUCUUUGAGGACCUUCGGGAUCGGGGAUUCAGAAUGACCGACCGCAAGAAAGGCCUGGACGCUGCGCACGCAAAUCUCGUCCUGAAGGAACUGGCGAGAUUCCACGCCACUUCGCACGUUCUGCUGGCCAGGAACGGAGAUCUGACUGACCGAUACCCGCUCCUGAAGACUGACUUCGCUACGAGUACAGGGCAGCAAAGGGAAUUCCUCCAGGGUAUGUUCGGAAGCCAUUUGACACCUGCUGUCAACCUACUUCAGGAAGUCGAGGGAUAUGACAGCGUCCUGCAGUGGGCCAUCCGGACCCAGCAGAAUGUUAUGGACGUCCUUAGAGACCAAGUGACCGACGGAGCGUCUCCUUUCAAACUAAUGUGUCAUGGUGACUGUUACAGCAAUAACCUCCUAUUUAGGUAUGACGCAACAGGUGCUCCGGUAGAAGCGAUGCUCCUAGACUUGCAGGUCACCCGCUAUGCUUCCCUCGCCACUGACUUGAGCUACUUACUCCUCACGAGCCUGGGAGGAUCCGUCAUAAGCAGUAGCGCGCAGGACUUCCUCAACGCCUACUACACGUCCUUCAGCGCCGUGACGGAGGCAGCAGGACACCCCGUUCCCUUCAGCUUCAAAGACCUUCAGGAGGAGUUCCGAAACAAGCUCCCGAUCGGCCUGCUCUUCGGCCUCAUCGUGCAUCCGUAUGUCGUCAUGAGUUCCGCUGACAUGCCCGAGGCGGAGGUGUUCCUCAGCGACCACGACAAGGCGGAGGUCAAGCAGAAGAUCCUGCACGCCCUGGACAACAACCCUCUGCUGAGACCGAGGCUUCUGUCGGUCUGCGACUACGUGAUCAGAGCAGGGGUCGUCGACUAAGGUUUCGCUUGGAAGCUGUGGAAGCUCUGCGUGGAAGUUCUGUGUAGAAGUUCUACGUAGAAGUGUUCUGCGUGGAAGUUCUUCGUGGAAGUUCUGCGUGGAAGUUCUCCAUGGAAGUUCUGGUAGCGUUAUUUCCGGCUUUAAAUCAGAUUUUUACAAGUUGUAGAGUAGAAACUUUUACCAUGCAUUUUCGAAUAACUGUCCGAUUCGUUGUUUCAAAAUUUGGUCAGUAGUUCAUUGGCAAGAAACCGCAUAUCCAAAUUUUUAAAGUCUUUUUAAAGCUUGUGUCCCUAGACUGAAAUGUAAAGAGACCAGAUAUUCAAUUUAUUGAAGUUCUUUGUAGAUGAAAUUCAUGUGAAAAAAUACGAAACAGAGUUCAUAGUUGCAACAGACAAAAUUGAUGUUUAAUGUUUAGCUUUUAAACAAUCAUCGUCAAAAAUAAGAUUUAUAAUACUAAACCCUAUUUGAAAUUUACAUAUAGAUAGACAUUCAUUCAUUCAAUUUUCACUCUUAGACAUGAACUUCAUAAUCGUAAAAUGUUUUUUGGAAGUUAAUAAAAAGAGACAAAUAUAAGAUUUCCUUUUU